AUGGAAACUAUAGGAAAAUGCAGGCUUCUUUCUAAAGAAUGCAACAGUAUCACUUACGAGUCUACUUUCACUGAUCUUCAUAUCCAAAGAACCAACACCCUGUCUGGUUUUUUUAUACAAAAUUUAAAGGGCUUGAAAGUUAAUUCUUUCUUUGUGUCCAAUAACACUUCGAAUUCUUAUCGUAAAUUGUCUCUCAAUUUUUUACCUGACCGUCGUGUAGCUAUUGAGGCAUCAACAAAGCAAGGUAUUUUGCUUUGUAGAACAAAUCAUCCGCGAUAUUAUGUGUGCAAGCCUACCACCAAACAAUGGCAAAGAAUUCCGAAUCCAAAAACCCGAUACGAGACUGUAGCAAUUGGCAUGCUCGUGAUAAGAUCGAAGCCUUUGCAUUACAAGAUCGUGAAAUUCUCCUUGCCGAAAGUUCGCUGUCAUGAUAGAGACUUCUUUCGCUAUUACUGCCAUAGAUGUGAGUUGUUUGAUUCAAAGACUUGGACGUGGAAGCAGUUGGAGGAAGUAAAGAUGCCAAAACACGAGUCACUUUAUCCAAAGUCUAUCGUAUCUGUAUCUGGCUCGCUUCACUGGCUCACCUGGGUAAAAAACAUAUUUGCGUUUCACGUAAACGAAGAAAGCUAUAGCAUGUUUUCGCUUCCUCUGCCAGUUUCUGAGGAUGACAACGGCACGGACAUUGCACUCGUCGAGUAUGAGGGAAAACUUGCCGUAACCUACGCUGGUACGAAAGAGAGUUCCAUGGAGUUGUGGGUCAUGGAGAAUUAUGAGAAAAAAGAAUGGAACAAGAGGUAUACAAUAAAUAUUGAAGCUGUAAGAAGAAAGGAACCCUAUGCAAGACCUAUUGCCUUCUACAAUGCUGACAUUGCAUUGAUGAAAGAAUAUAAUCACCAUGUGACGUUCUUCAACUUCAAGAAUGGAAGCGUUGCUAGGUUGCCAUUAAAGAACAGCUCAAAUCAUGCAUGUUUCCCAUUCCAAUCCGAUUUUGAGCCAUGUGAUUUGAUGGAUGGAUUCUCAUUGAAGCAUCUGCAAGGUGGACGAGGAAGAAGUAAAUCAAAGAGAACGAAGUGGCAAUUAGGUUUAGGACAAUACUUCGCUUUAAGUCCUAAAAAUUUGUUUCUCUUCCUGCUGUUAGCCUUCAGUUUUUUCUGCUUUGGAUCUAGAUCUGUAGACAGUCAGAUUACUGUUGUCGAAGAUUAA
Molecule: messenger RNA, 1203 nt
Organism: Dovyalis caffra
Lineage: Eukaryota; Viridiplantae; Streptophyta; Magnoliopsida; Malpighiales; Salicaceae
Source: the annotation of a GenBank genome assembly